This is a messenger RNA of Somion occarium, 1260 nucleotides long. NCBI's taxonomy places the organism in Eukaryota, Fungi, Basidiomycota, Agaricomycetes, Polyporales, Cerrenaceae. The record is from the annotation of a GenBank genome assembly.
CCUAGACUUAAACGACUGACCGUCUGGAAUCCGGAGGAGCUGGUAUCCUUCGCCAAGAAACAUCUGUCCCUACCUGGCCGCCAUGAAGAUUCUGGUCUUGAUACUUGGUUUUCUUGUCUCCCAAAGUCUUGCUUCUCCAACUUUCAAUGGACGUGACUUACCUGAUAUUUUCGAUUCACUUGAGGCGAAGAAUCCAGCACAGAGUCCACAGGCAGAACAUAAGGCAGAACAAUCUAGCGGGACGGCGCAUACAUCAGUAACACAGACAUCUAGCGGGACACAUACGAGCGCGAGCGUACUUGGAUUAUUGGAACAUCUCAGCUCAGGAUCUUCUUCUGGAAAAGAAACGUCUACUCAUACUUCAGCUGCCUCAAUACCUACUGCCACAAGUCCAACCACGUAUUCGAUCAUCGGAACAAUACCACCAAUGCCUUCAUACACUCCCAAAUCAGCAACUACCGAUCAGACUGCUACCGUUCCUCAACAAACUCAGAGCAGCACGCCCCCGUCUCCCUCCUCAACUUCCUCGUUUGGAACGUCCAAAGAAUGGAAGAUCAUAGGCGUAGCGGUCAUUGCCUUCAGCAGCGUCGCAGCCAUCCUCCUCUUGGCAGUCUUCUUCGACCAGUGGACACGUUUCGUGAAGGACCUGUUCUGGAAAGGCAAACGAAGAGACGAUUCUGAGGAAUUGGUUCCGGAUUGGAAAAAGGCGAGUUGGGAUGUAAGGUUGGGAAGUGAUAGACAUCGGUAUCCUAGUUUUGCCAGUCUCCCUUCAGAGACCUUGAUGCAGGGACUCGGAUUUGCAUCCCCCGGCAAUUCUUCUGGGGAGGUCAAGAAGGAUGGGGCACUUGGUAGAUCUGCUAGUACAAAGUCACAGAGGGAGUGGGUACGCGAAAAGGCAAAGGAUUUCCCAGCCAGUUAUCCAUUGAAUCCACAACCCUAUCACCCAUCCACUAUGAAGGUCAUUGCCGACCAAUACGUUUCACCUAAGCUGCCUACAGCUACACGAAGUACACCGCGUUCACAUCGAUUAUUGGCGGCGACAAGGACGAGCCAUAUUGACCACCCCAAGUCGCCUGGCAUGGCGAGUAUAUAUGGAGGUAUUGCUUCCUAAAAGAAUGUUCGGAGGAGUAUGGAUAUAUUGGACAACAUGUGGUUUUGUAUUUCUAGCCCACGUUCGUUUGUAUUGUCAGGGUAAGAUGCUUUGUAUGGUAGGGUUGGAAUUUAAUGGCUCUUGUCAGUCUUUGCACCUGGCAGCCGUGC